AUGCGUUAUACUGUCCUCGCCUUCGCUGUCGGCGCCACUGCCGCUCCCCUCGCCAGCUACUCUUCCGGAGUCUGCCCUAUUGGACUAUACAGCAACCCUCAAUGCUGUGCCACUGACGUCCUUGGUGUUGCCGCCUUGAACUGCCAGAACCCGGCCACCACUCCCACCAGCGCGGAUCAAUUUAUCAGCGGAUGCGCUGGUACGGGUCAGCAAGCCAAAUGCUGCGUCAUCCCAGUUGCAAACCAGGCUGUCCUUUGCCAGGAUGUCAGCCCUAAUGCAAAGAGCAACGGCGGUGCUAACGGAGGCAACAACGGCGGUGCUAACGGAGGCAACAACGGUGGUGCUAACGGAGGCAACAACGGUGACGACAACAACGAUGGAAAUGGCGAUGAUGCUGAUGGCGACGAUGACAGUGAUGCUCACGGAGCUGGUGACCAAUCCGCUAAGACCCCUACUUCCUCCUAUCCUGCUUCCCAGGAGACCCCUUGCCCUUCUGAUGUCCCUUACUAG
Bipolaris victoriae FI3 is the source of this 510-nucleotide messenger RNA. RefSeq lists its product as hypothetical. The record is from RefSeq and is a predicted model, not a curated record. Bases 1 to 510 code for a protein of 169 amino acids. Gene Ontology annotation, cellular component: extracellular region. The transcript has 3 exons. NCBI's taxonomy places the organism in Eukaryota, Fungi, Ascomycota, Dothideomycetes, Pleosporales, Pleosporaceae.